This is a messenger RNA of Biomphalaria glabrata, 9006 nucleotides long. Its product is annotated as ataxin-7-like protein 1. Lineage: Eukaryota; Metazoa; Mollusca; Gastropoda; Planorbidae. The record is from RefSeq and is a predicted model, not a curated record. Bases 31 to 3456 code for a protein of 1141 amino acids. The transcript is spliced from 11 exons.
GGAAAAAAAAAAAGCAACAAGAAAAUAAAAAUGGCGACCCAGGACAAUAGUCCGUCGCUAAUAAUUGGUCAACAAUGGUCAGCACUGGCUGAUUUAUUGAGUUCUAAUAGAGAAAAUGAUGAAGAUGAAUCUGACAAGGAUGGAAAUAAAAACUCCAGUGACAGUAUGAAACUUGGAAGACAGGAUAUGGGCUUAUUUGGAUUUUGUCCUGCUAGAGAUGAAUUCAGUUUAGUUGUUUGUGAGAAAUGCAAUUUGUUGGUCAAGCCUCAAGCUCUCAAGCAACAUAUUGAAUCACGCCAUGGUCCAACAAAUCUUAGCAGCUUGGGAAAUAUUCCUGCCUCUGCUCUCAACUCAGAAUUGGGUAAAAAAUUACUCAUGCCUCUUCCUUCCAAGACUCCUCCUCCUCCACCACCAACCACAAAAUCUUUGAGCAGGCCAUCCAGUGGAACUUUUAAGCCAGUUACAUCUGGACGACCAUCAAAGGCAAGCCUGAAGCAAGUGCCUGCAGCUGCUGCAGCAAAAAAUAUUGCAGCACCUCGGCUUGGUGUUAGUAUGAAAAUCAGUCCCAUGAAGUCUGUCAAAGCUGGCAACAGGAUAACGCCAACAACCACGACAGCAACAACUAUCUCAAACCCUGUAGUGAAAGUGGAAAAAUUAGAAAAGGUGACUAAAGGUAGUGGUGGUCCAGAUGAAAAUUCUGAGAUGCCAGCCACAGCUCCAGUUAGUAUACCUCACAAAGACUCUUCUAAGAUAUCCACUCUGAUCAAUGGCUCAAUCAAAUCAGCCAUAUCUCUCACAACGCCAUCAUCCCUACCCACAACGACAUCUUCAGCAGCUGUUUUCUCCACACCAACCUGCAUUGCUGUUACUAAAUCAUGGACAGACACUCACUUGAGUACACGUAGUGUCACUACUUUUGUUACAACAACCGCUGGUACAAAGCCACUUAUGAUAGCACCUGUAAUGACUAUUGGUUCAGCUGGCAUUGUGACAGCUAGACCUAUAACUAGUGCAAAAACUAGUAAGUCAGCCAAAGACCAAAAGGAGCGAAAAUUUUUACCUUGCAAAGAUCGUGAGUAUGAUGCUAAUAAACACUGUGGUGUCAAAAUAGUAGAAACUGGAAAACCUUGUACUCGUUCUCUCACAUGCAAGACUCAUGCUUUGUCAUUGCGACGAGCUGUCCCUGGGAGAAGCAAGUCUUUUGAUGACCUCCUCAAAGAGCAUAAAGCAGCUAAAGAUGCUCUUCUCAAGGCCAAGGCAGAAAGUCAGAAUGCUGCUGCCGCGGCCAAUGCAGCAUCCUCUGCUAAUCGCGUCCUGGUAAACUCAUCCACAGUCAAUACAACCCUUAGCUCUCUCAAACAGCAACAGAUGUCCCCUGUAAUUGUGCACCGAGAUAGCAAGUUAGGGCAGAUUUCAGGUGUCACAGUUACAACCCCAAGAGCCAUGGUGCCUUCUGCUGGCCUGCCUGCAAACACAACUUUUGCUAAAGCCAAAAAUGUACCAAGUGUGUUUCAGAGGUUUACUUCAACUGCUCUAUUGCCUUCUGUGAUAACUGUAAAAGAAGAGUCGAUGGUCAAACAAGAAGUGGCUGCCAGGCUGUCUUCAUCUUCAACUGGGGAGCCUCUACGACCCACAGUACAAGAUAAAAAACCAGAUCAAAGUUAUCUUUCCCACCAUCCUAAACCUUUAGCUGUAUGCCAGUUUGGUGGUCGUCUUAAUGAUAGAGGCUGUUUUCUAUUCUGUCGGAAAAUGGAUUAUGUAAGAGCAGCAUUCUUGAGUGCACUAGAACGGCAGCUGAAUCCUCCCCCACACAAAAAGCUUUGUGUAGAAUCUAACCUGCCCAGGGAUACACAAACUGCUAACAGCUCUCAAGAUCCUUAUGAGUUUAACAUGUUUGACAGUAGUGGUGCAUCUAUGAACAAAAAUUCUAGUCUUUUCAAUGUUGCUAAGCCUAAUAUCAAGCCCAAGUCAUCUCUGUCCACAUCUCCAUUGGCAGCCAGUACGAAUCCCUUGUCCUUCACAACAGUCAGCCUAACUCCCAUGUCAGUAGCAGCCUCUAUGUCAUUGCCCUCAUCUCUUGCAGUGUCAGCCUCUCCUAUUUCUGUGUCAUCAGUGACUCCAUCAAGCCUGGCACUGAAUUGGUCUGUAAAAACUAAAGAUGGGCUGAACUCCCGCAGCCCUUCAGCUUCUCCCCUACCUUCUGUUUCAUCUGCCUCUGUAAUAAACCCUGGCAAACGAAAAAGGAGCGGGAGCAACGGGAAUACAGCAGGUCAGCUGGUAGCGGUGGCGAGUGGCAAUGGGACCUUACCUGUUAUACCUUCAGUAUCGCUGGCAAUGUCCACAGCCAGUAUAACAGGGGCUAUGUCACAACAGUCAGGCUUAACGGGUAUAAUCACACCCUCAAGCUUGAAUAGUCACCAUACAGGAAACUUAAUAGCCAUUCCUAGUGUCAACUUGAACAGUGCCUACUUAGGUCAACUGAAUGCCACAACCAUGGGAGGUGCUAAAAUUAGUGCAUCAGGUGCAGGAAUUGUGGCAGGAACUGCACACAAAAAUAAUAACAUGUUUAAGGAUAUCAAUCUGGUCCUGACAGGAUUGGAUUCCAUAAAUGGCCAGUUGGUGAACAUUACCAGCGCUCAGCUUGCAGAGCUCGGCCUGGGUCAAGGUCAGACAAUAUAUAUCAAUAAUAAUUUCACGCCCAGCAGUACCUCAGCAUCUGGCACCACAGGUUCUGCCCCUGUGCUAGCUGCCAAGCGCAGUCGUACUUCAAAAUCUCACCAGCCUGUGAACAAGCCUGCUUCUAAUCGGAUUCCUGUGGUGGAGGGCUUUAAAUUGAUUCCCAGCAGUAGUGUUAUAACAUCCAGUGGACUCCCACCCAAUGCUGUUCUUAUGGACAGUAGCAGUUUACAGGGAGCAGUAUUGACAUCUGUAGCAAUGGCUCCUGGCUGCACCACCCCAACUUUGGUGGCCAUACCAUCUUCUACAGCAAACUCAAACAGUAAUACAGUCUCUGGGAAUCCAUCACAAUUAAUUUGUGUGGAUUCCUCAUCUGGUCAAAUAACUAGUUCAGCUCUAGUGAAUGGAAUAGCACAAUCCUAUGAAAAAUCUGGCAGCAGCAGUCAACGACAUCAUACAUCAUCCAAAUCCCAUCAUCAUCAACAACAACAACAGCUUGGUAAAAAUCCACAGCAACAAACUCUAGCCAUUGGGAAUGUACUUCAGGCAAUGCCUAUUUCUUCUGGUUCUGCUACUCAGCUGUGCUCUAACCAGGCUCUGCUGAAGCAAGGGUUUAAUUUGACUAAAGGUGGUGUGUCCUUGACUUUUCCCCUUAAUGUCAGUCAGACGGGACUGGCAUUGGCAGCUGGCAAACCCCAGCAGCAGCAACAGCACACUCUCCUCGUGGCCACCAGUGGUGCAGCAGUGGGAGAUGGUGGGGGAAAAACUGAUGUUCAUUGACCCUUCCUGGGUUUUCAGCUGCUGCUUGCCUGUAGUAUCAUCAAUCAUCAAGUUUUUUCCCUAAACACUGAACGCUCUCUCCAUAGGAAAUAAUAAUAAUAAAGCUGCAGAACAUUGUUUGCUUGUUAUCUCAACAAUGUCUGCUCUAAGCAUGUACACAUCACUACUUGUGCCAGUCUUUCAAAGUUUGUGUGUUUGACUCAGUUGUGAAGUGAAUUGCUGAGGAGAGAGGGAACAAGUUGAGCCUUGGGACUACUACAAGAAAAAAACAACAUGAGGAAUACAUUCUGAACAUCUAAAAGGAAUUAUCUGUUUAUAUAGUUAUUGUUGAUUGGUGCUCUGGAGUCCAGAAGUAGCUAUUACAAUUUAUAGAGAGUCUCUGAAUACCAAUCGGCAGUAAUAAUACCUUAAAAUGCCAAGAGGAAUAGUCCACAUUGAUGAUUGGUGCAAUAAAAGUUUCCUGGAAUAGCCAUAAAGUAGCCACUGCUAUCAAUCUCUCAAUUGUGCUUUGUUUUUGUCAAGUUUGUCAUUCAAGGGAAAUAUUUAUGACCAAAGUUUGUGAACCUGAUUGUUAUGUGAUUUGUAGACUACCACCUUAUUUUUUUAAACCGUUAACUUCUAGCAACUCUUGAUCAACGAGCUUCACACCACUCCAACAGGAACUGGGAUGCAUUUUUUUCUUUCAUCACCUUAUUUAUUGUAUAAAACAAUGCUCACGUAACACAGUAAUACAAUUUGUGAUAUAUUUCCUUUCGUCAUCACAAGAAACUGAGAGAGAAAUUUGUAAAAUAAGAAUGUGACCCCCCUGCAAUUCAAAUACCUACAACAAAAAGCAUGAACAUUUUUUUUAUUUCCAUGAGUUUCCAUUCUUUGCAUUUGGAUUUCCGUGACAUGCCAAAGUAUUUCUUAGUGAUUUUCUAAGUACUUAAGUUAAAAGUGAUUGAUGUCAACCUGAAACAUUGUUUGAAUUUGUUGUCUGUGUGGCUAUAGAUAUGGUACUUGUGUGUUUGUGUGUAUGGAUUGUAAUAGUUUGUCCUUUAGUUUAUAAGAGCAACGUAAUGGAGAAAACUGUUUUCCCCAUUCUAAACCUUUUUUUUUGUCUAUACCUUUCAAAGUAAAGUGUUUCAGUUUCAAAUAGUUUAAAAAACAACAUAAUUUAGCUCUAAAUAAAAGUGAUGAUGCUAAUAAUUACUAGACAUUGAUUUAAAAAUAAAAUAUUUAGUUGAACAAAGCAUAUAGAUUAUAAAAUAUAUCUAAAUGUAAUGAUGGUUGACUGCAGAAGUCAGAAUAGCCUAGUUUUAGCUAUUGUUAUUGACAAAAAAAAAUAAUUAAUUAAAAAUGGUCUUAUAAUAUUUAAAAAAAAUUAAAUUGCUUAUCUACCAUUUGGAAUAUCUUGACUUCCAACUGCCUAAAUUAAAUAACUGUUUCCUUGCAUAGGUUUAAAGUUAGGUUUGUUUAAAAUACAUUUUAACUUGCCAAGACCUAACCUAAAGUAAAAUUAAACAACUUUUUGAUUUGUUUAUAAAUAAAGACAACUGAAAUCACUUCAUGAAAACAGCCUGCUAUAGUUAACAUCUCUUUUUACUGCGAUUUGGAAAACCAGCAUCACAUAGUUACUACCAAAAUGUUUUUAAAAUGUACGUUUUCUAUAAAAAAAUCUUUUUAGUUAAUCUUUCUUUUUACAAAAACUUCAUAAUGUCUAAUUGUGACAGUAAUAGUAUUAUAUGAACCAUGCUCAAAUUAGCAUUGUCAACAAUAUUUAUUUUUAUAAAAGAAUUUAUUUUCCAUGUUAGUACCGGUAUUUAAGUUUCUGAAGGUAAUGAAAAUUUGGGAAAUCAUGUAGAUCAGCUCCCCUGAAUUAAUUUUUCACAAUAUUAUUUGUUGUGAAGGUCUGACUAAAACCAGCCAGAUUUUUAUCCAAAAAUGAGAAUAGAUUUAAAGAUAAAGAUUAUUUUAAUUAUUAUUAUUUUAUUACAGAUAUUAUAAUGUGUAAAAAAAAAUAUCCUAAUAAAAUAAAACUCUUAGUUGGCAACACUGCUGUAACUCUGAGGUCGUUUAGACAUUUUAUUGAAGCUCUUUUAAAAUACAAGGCUCUUUAUUUUAAAAUAUCUAUUAAAAACAUUUGUAUUUACAUAUUCAUUAAAUGUACUCACCAUUUUUUUGCUAAUUUUCUAGUGUCCUAUCAGCUUGUGUCGCUGACCUACAUGAUUACCAAGGUUUGUAUGUAUGGUUAUGCCCAAAUACAUUUGAGUUAUAAGUAUUACAUGGACUGAGCUUCAUAAAACAUUCUCUUUAGGUAUCAUAAAUAGAAGAUACAAAAUAGUCUUGAUUCCUCUUCUGUUAGGGCUAGAGUUUAUUAGGCAUCAUGUGUAUUCCUUGAUGUAGUUUAAGCAUUCCAUGUGUCCUUUUUGACAUUCCUGAUGGUAAUCACUUCAAUUUCACACACACACACACACACACAAAAGGUACAUAACCCAAAACUAUUUUCAUUGAAUGAGGGUUAAGUUGUUUGAAACCAUUUGAUGCCUUGAAGACUUGAAGUUCUUAUCAAAAUAAAUGGAUUUAUUGCCUCCCUUCAAUUUUAAGAAAAUCUCAAAUUUGAAAGAAAACAAUAAACAAAAACACAAAUCUAAUAUUGAUCAUUUGUAGUUCAUUUUGUGUAUAAGACUAACAGGGAGUAGCUCUCUGUACAUUUGUUGGUGUUGUAGUUAAGCGUGUGUUUGACUUCAUAAUGUCAUAUGUGUUAGAACUACAUUAGUCUUUUAAUUAGAUAAAACAUUAGUUAAAAAUUGUGAAUUGAGUUGGACAGGGGGGAGACGGGGGAAGCUACCUUCUUAAAACAACAUUUUAAACUAUCAGCUUUUAUGAAUGUCUAAUAUAGAGGCUUGCCAUUAUUAAAAACUUUUUUUUUUUGAGAAUAGUAUUUAUUCCAAGGGCUAAUUGUAUUAAUGAAACAAUUUUGUUUGUCCUUCCCACUAGUUUUAACCAAUAGCACUUUUUGUACAAAUGUCAUGUCUUAAGUCUCAUGAUAAUCUUCUAUCUAUUUAUUUCUUUUAUUGUUAUUAUGAUUAUUAAUAUUUUGCGCUUCAUUAAACGUGGCCAGUUUAGAACCCUAAAAAAUGGAAACAAUAUUUCUUCUGCAUCAAUUUGUAUUUCAAUUCAUUAAAAUGACAUAAAAAAAGGUUUCUUUGCUAAAGAUACUAAAACAAAUGUGAUGGCUUUGGUCUGUAUUAAAAUUAUAUUUUUAAGUUGAACAUAUUUCUGUAAUACUCCAUCUGAGCAUUAGUCUAAAAAAAAAAGGUGAUUUUUAUAAUAACAAUUUUGAUGUGCAGAUGAAAUAAAUUUAAUGUGGUGGCCUUGUAACCAUAUCUAAUGUACCAUCAUAUCUCAAGCUUGUUUGCGUUGUGUUAACUUAUUUUUCAUGUAUACACAUAUAAUGUAUAUGAGAUUUGUGCAUAUGAUGUGUGACCAAUUCAUUUUAACAUGGGUGUUUCAGCACGUAAUAUAUAUAUUUUUGAUAGAUAAUGAUUUUAAUAGAAAAAAACAUUUAAAAAUCUUUGUUUUCUUUUAUAGCCCAGCUGUAUUAUAUUAGGGGACUUGUUUCACUAGCUCGACAUAUUUGGGGGGUCUUUUAAAUUAAAAUGAAAAACAAAUCUUUACAGUUAAUAGUUAUAAUUAAAUUUUUUUCUCAAGACACCAACUAUUAAAAGAAAGUUAAUGUUUAAAAAUAUAAUGCCUUGUCCAUAGUACUUCAUGCGUAUCUGAGCUACAUUUUGUAAUAAAAAAAAAAUAUUGUUGAUAAAUAAAAUUAAAAUACCAAUGUGAGCUAUAUUGAAGAUAAAAUGAAUAUCUAUAAUCUUUUGUAAUGACAUUCUUGUUUUUUUUUUCCUUAAAGAAAAAAAAAAGUAGUAAAAAAUAUUUUUUUUCAGCUCCACUAAAAUGAGCUGAUUUUCAAUUUGUGCAAUGUUUCAUAUUUUUUUCUAUUUUUAAAAAACUGAAAUAUAAGUCAUGCAUGCAAAGAUUAUUAAUUUUGAUAUUUUAAGUAUAACAUCACUUCCAUUUUUUAGUUUAUUUAAUGUCAACAAAAUUUGCUGGAAACAAAGAAAUUAAGAUAAUAUAUUAUAUUCUAAAUCUUAAAAAAAUAUUUUUCUUAAACUACACAGAGUUGUUAAACUAUUAUUUUCUGGUGAACAAUUUUUCUUGUGUUUAAUUUCAUCAGUGUAUAUGGUUUUAAUGGAAAUAAAAUUAAGCCCAUCUCUCAAUGUUUACACCAGCUAAUGUUUUCUUUAAAUUGACAUCUCUAGAUAUAGAUAUAUUUUUUUUUCUAGUCAUUCAUACUAAUUCUAGUAUACAUAUAAAUGUAUUUACUAUUGAUAUGUAGAAAACAGAUAUUGAAAUAAAAAAGAGUUGUAUGUUAGGGAACUUUUGAAUGUAGCCUUUAUUAAAUUAUUUAAAAAUGAACAUCUAUAGCUGUUAAAAAUUGUGUGCAUUGAUUUAAUCUGUGUGUAGUAGCACAUGUAGAGUGUUUUCCCCAAAUGUAAAUUCUGAGCAGUAUUUAGAUUGUGAAUAUGUCUUCUAUAUCUGGAAAUAGAUAUGAAUCCUAUUUAUGCACAAGUGUUUUCUAUGAAUUCAAGGUACACACACCCAUCUUCGUUUCAGUUAAUGUACAAAAAAAUAUACAAGUAUUAAUUGUUAUAAGUGCUUUAAUUAUGAAUAUCCAUGGGUUCACUGCAAUUUUAACCUUUUAUAUAUGAUAUAUAUAUAAAUGUUUGACAGAGAGUUGGGGCUAAUUAAAAUGUAGUGUAUGACUCUAAAUAGUUAAAGCAUUGAAGACUUACAUAAUCAACAACUGUCUGCCUGUGAUGUCACAUCACUAUUAUUCCUACCAUUAUGUUCUCUCUCUCUUAUGGCCUUCCUGUUUGUUGAUGCUAAGACUUUGUAGCUAAUGACUUUGCAAGUUUGUUUCUCCUUGUCCUUGUCUCUUUGGACAUCAUUAGUACAUCUAAAGAAGGUUGACCAUGCACAGUGCUGUAGAAGAGAUAGAUCUCUUUCAUAAAGAGGAGGGCUGAGCUAUACUUGUGAUAUUUCAUGUUUAUAUCAGGGAAGUUUAUUUUUUCCUCCUCAAGUUAUCCUAAACUAUUUCCAUUCUUGAACAUUGUACAUAAUUUUGUUUUGAUAAUGCCAUUAUUGUUGAGUUUUGUUGAUUUUUUUAUUUUCUCACUCUCUCUCUUUUUUUUUCUUAAUAAAUAGUUUAUAGUGUAUUGGGCACUAGCCAUGUCAGAUUACCUACCGGAUAUUGAGAAGAUGUAGACUAAUAUGUAUGUUGGUGGAAAUCUACUUGAUUGCUGGAUGCUCCACUAUGUGAAUAUUGUACAUAUCAUUUGUUUUUAUAUUUCAAUACAUUCUUACACAAUGUGUACUAUAAAGUCUUUGUUGUAAUCACCACUCAUCAAUUCAUCCAUCAUAGUCAUCCCACUUGAUCAAAUUGUCCAGUUUAUAUCUUUGGCAGUGAACUCUCUCAACAAUUAACAAUAAAUCAAUAGUACAAUG